UCUUAUCCGGAGUUUAGUUGGGCACGCGCAGGGCAGGCAGGCAAGGGGGAACUUGCUGGACGUCUAGGUGGCAAACAAACGAAGUUGUUUUUGGAAACUUCACGGCUCUAAAAUCAACCGCCAUGACUUCGACGAACAUGUUUCAAGGAUUGGACUCCAGCGCAAAACCAAGUUCUAGGGUGUUGCAGCCUCCUGGUGGUGGCUCCAGUAAUCUGUUUGGUGGCUAUGAAGAUGAUGCUGCAGCAUCAAGAAGAACUAAUAAGAUGGCCUCCAAUGUUUUUGCUCCAGCAGAGGAGCCCCAGCCUGUAUCCAGACGCUCCAAUCCACCAGGUGGGAAAAGUAGUGGAAUAUUUGGUGAACCCGAACCUCCAGCUCAAUCACAGAAACCUGUACCUCCAGGUGGACCAACCAGCAACAUAUUUGGGGCUGCAGAGAGUGCAUCUGUCCAAAGCCCAUGCCGAAAUCACCCAAAUAAGCCAAAGGACAAUCUAAGUGUAGGACCUGAGCCUGAAUCACCUGCACCUGCUGAAGCCAAAGUUAGUCAACCAGUGGUGAAGGAAGAAACGGCCUCCCCAGCUCCUGUGUCACCCAAGGAGGAGCCUGCAGCUGUCUCAGCUCCUCCACAGGUUGAACCACCUUCUGUAACUUCUGAGGAGACAUCACUGAAGAACCAUGAGCCUCACCUGGGACCUAAGCCUCGGUCUCAUAACAGGGUCCUCAAUCCCCCUGGAGGAAAGUCUAGUGUGAUAUUCUACUGAUCAGCUGAGCACGCCACAUGCCGUUUGUGUCCUUUCCUGCUCCCUUAUUAAUCUUCACUCAUUCCUACACUUGUCUGCUAAUGUUUGUCUACAAAACUCAAGACCAUAAAUUUUUGUUGUUCACACCAGAUUCCUGGUUUGUUUUGUCUUCAACUUCUUGCACUUUCUGCUCCUUUUCUGACUUCAAAGCUCUGUGUAUGAUUCUUUAUAUUGCUCUUUACUGAAUCCUGCAAUGAUACAAUCACCAACAAGUUAAAUAAGUGGCUAAUGGUUACUUAAUCACAUUGACUGUAACACUGAUAAUCGUCAUUUUGUGGUUGCUUGUUUUGCGUUUUAAGCAUAUAUAGAUGUAGUUUGGUUGAAGCACAAUUUCAAAAUGGCACAACGGUUUUGAAAUUAAAGAAUGGUUAAGAUGUUGGAACUAGUAGCACAUUUAACAUGUGGUUUAGCAAAAAAAAAAUAAUUGAAGAUGUGUUCAAAUGUCAAAUGGCUGCUUGUUUUAAACUGCAAUGUGUAGGCAUUCAGUCAAAAGGGGUGGACAGAUGGUCUCGCCAGUGGUAUGUUAAAUAUUUCAGGGAGUUCAACUUGCGCUACAUGUUUUUGUACAGCCAGACCGAUUUUUAAAUUUGGCAAAAUUGAGAUACUGUACAUGUGUCUGUAUAAUCAGAAGCCUUAUCAGCUUAGCAGUUUUCAUUUUUAUUGCUUUAUUACUUAAAAUGUGUAUAACAGUUUAUUUGCCAUCAAGAGCACAGUCUCCGAAGAUGCAUGCCAAAUAGAUGCCGAAAAAUGGCAAGAUUCGAGACAAUGAUGAAGAUGUUUGCUUCCAAAAAGAAAUUCCAUUCUGAUUUUAUGUGAAUGUUGUGUGCAGGUACUUUUCUGCUUUGUCUUCAUUGCUUUCUUUAUCUGAGAACAUGCCUUUUCAGUUUUGCUUGGGGUAGGCCUGUUUAUGUUUUAAAUUAAAACGGCUGAAGACAAGUGAACUCUGGACAAGCUCGCAGCCUGCCUGUGUCCAGGUGGGCUCAUCGAUAAUCACCUUUUCAUCCACAUCGUGACGCACAUUCAUGGUAUUCUGGUGCCAGCCUGUCCCCUCUGUUGAUGUGCCUGGCAGGCAAUGAUUGCAAUAAAGGAAUGCAAACCUGUGUAUUUCAAUAAAACUGUUGUUUUGCA
Molecule: messenger RNA, 1925 nt
Organism: Melanotaenia boesemani (Boeseman's rainbowfish)
Lineage: Eukaryota; Metazoa; Chordata; Actinopteri; Atheriniformes; Melanotaeniidae
Gene: jpt2
Product: Jupiter microtubule associated homolog 2
Exons: 5
Coding region: 123-758 (211 amino acids)
Cellular component (GO): nucleus
Source: RefSeq, a predicted model, not a curated record